Messenger RNA from Etheostoma cragini (Arkansas darter), 1289 nucleotides. Its product is annotated as E3 ubiquitin-protein ligase HECTD1-like. Gene Ontology annotation, molecular function: ubiquitin-protein transferase activity; metal ion binding. Gene Ontology annotation, cellular component: cytoplasm. The transcript has 2 exons. Lineage: Eukaryota; Metazoa; Chordata; Actinopteri; Perciformes; Percidae. Gene Ontology annotation, biological process: protein ubiquitination. The record is from RefSeq and is a predicted model, not a curated record. The coding region runs from base 84 to 1289 and encodes 401 amino acids.
GACGUCCUCCUCCGUCAGGUAAAGCUGUGAAGGAGGCGGAGGCGAACCUCCGCCGCCAGCGGCGCCUGUUCCGCUCCCAGGUGAUGAAGUACAUCGUCCCGGGGGCGCGGGUCGUCCGCGGCAUCGACUGGAAGUGGCGGGACCAGGACGGGAACCCGUCGGGCGAGGGCACCGUCACCGGGGAGGCCCACAACGGCUGGAUUGAUGUAACCUGGGACUCUGGCGGCUCUAACUCUUACCGUAUGGGCGCUGAAGGGAAGUUUGACCUCAAGCUUGCUCCAGGGUACGACCCUGAGUCGGCUGCCACAGCGCCGUCACCCAAACCUGUCUCAUCCACUGUUUCAGGCCCCGCCUCCUCCACGGUGGGACCCUCCGCGGUGCCGGCGGCCAGCGGCGGCGGCACCACCACCACCACGUCCUCCUCGUCCUCGUCCACCUCAUCGUCCUCACAGCAGCAGUCGUGGAGCAGCCUGGUGAAAAAUAACUGUCCCGACAAGGGCGGGGCGCUGGCGCUGGGCGGGGGCGGCGCCGGCUCCUCCAGCCGGAAGGGCAGCAGCAGCUCCGUCUGCAGCGUCGCCUCGUCCUCCGACAUCAGCCUGGGCUCCUCCGCGGGGCUGCCGGGCGCCGCCGCCGGCCUGCGUCUGGAGAGGCGGGCCGAGGGCCUCCUGCUGGACUCGGGCGUGGCGGGGAUCGGCGUCGGCUCCGAGCCCAUCGUCGUGCUGUCGUCCGCGGAGGGCGGGUCCGGCUCGGUGUCCAGCUCCGGCACGCUCACCGCCGACACGCCCGUGCCCGGCGACGACGACGCCAGGAACAAGGACUCGUCCGCGGAUCCGGCGACGGCGAUCUCCAUGGGGCUGGUGAGCGUGAGCUCCCCCGACGUCAGCUCGGUGUCGGAGUCGUCCGGCAAGGACGCGCCGUCCCAGCGGCCGCUGUGCUCGGCGGCCAACGCCCGGCUGUCCGUCAGCUCGCUGCUGGCCGCCGGCGCGCCCAUGAGCUCCAGCGCCAGCGUGCCCAACCUGUCGUCGCGGGAGGCCAGCCUCAUGGAGUCCUUCGUCCGCCGCGCGCCCAACAUGUCGCGCACCAACGCCACCAACAACAUGAACCUGAGCCGCAGCAGCAGCGACAACAACACCAACACGCUGGGCCGCAACGUCAUGAGCACCGCCAGUGAGUUCUCUCAUAUGUUACAUAACACGUUACUAACAACCGCACAGCAGAACCAACGCACACAUCAGUCGGCCGAGUCCAAUCUGAAGGAACACACUGCAACACGGGGAAAGGCUCGUUAA